UCUCGAUAUUCUUCAUGGUCGUGAAACAAAAUGGCCGCAGAGGGUGGAUGUUCGACAAAUGUCAGUAGUAGUGAUUAAACAUUUCAACUGAAUAAGAAUAUAUUUAUAUAUCUAGUUAUUAAAAUUAAAUAUUUUGAAGUAGUUACAUACUAUAAUCAUGAUUCGUUUUAUUUUAAUUCAAAAUAGAGCUGGUAAAACUAGGCUUGCUAAAUGGUACAUGAAUUUUGAUGACGAUGAAAAACAAAAAUUGAUUGAAGAAGUUCAUGCAGUAGUUACUGUUAGAGAUGCCAAACAUACUAAUUUUGUAGAAUUCCGCAAUUUUAAGAUUGUCUACAGACGAUAUGCAGGUUUAUAUUUUUGCAUUUGUGUAGAUGUAAAUGAUAAUAAUCUUUGUUACUUGGAAGCAAUUCAUAAUUUCGUGGAGGUUUUAAAUGAAUAUUUUCACAAUGUAUGUGAAUUGGAUUUAGUCUUUAAUUUUUAUAAGGUGUAUACAGUGGUAGAUGAGAUGUUUCUAGCUGGUGAAAUUAGAGAGACCAGCCAAACUAAAGUGUUGAAACAAUUAUUGAUGUUGAAUUCCUUAGAAUAAGACAACUUAUUCCUUUAUAAUGCAUUCAGAGGUACUUUGAAGAUUGUUUAUUUAUAAAGAAAGUUGGUAAUUAUGUAAUUUACAAUGCGUUUAAAUUAUUAAAAAGAAUGCAGGAA
This is a messenger RNA of Vespula vulgaris, 702 nucleotides long. RefSeq names its product AP-2 complex subunit sigma (gene AP-2sigma). Gene Ontology annotation, molecular function: clathrin-cargo adaptor activity. Bases 158 to 586 code for a protein of 142 amino acids. The record is from RefSeq and is a predicted model, not a curated record. The transcript has 4 exons. Lineage: Eukaryota; Metazoa; Arthropoda; Insecta; Hymenoptera; Vespidae. Gene Ontology annotation, cellular component: AP-2 adaptor complex; membrane coat; intracellular membrane-bounded organelle. Gene Ontology annotation, biological process: clathrin-dependent endocytosis; intracellular protein transport.